UACGAAUGCGCAGACGCACUGCGUAUGAAGGAUGCGAUCGCAAUUUCAUAAAAUUGUGGAAUAAAGUAAAAAGCUAGAAUUAUUUGGUUCAUUGUAAUGAUGAAUACAGUGCAGAUGUUGAAGUAGUAUGGCCUUGUCCAUUGGAAGAGACUCCUGUCUUCACUGUGGCAGACUUCUUUCUAACAGCCAGUCCCCCUCUCCACCCUUGAUAGAUUCAACAGAAUGGACGGAUAUAUUGUUGUCAGUGUUUUCAAAAGAGAAAACCUACCACAAUGCUGAGAAGGAAAGCUUCUGUGACAGGUGCACAUCCUCAAUUCUCCAAGUUCACAAGACUCAGGAGGAAUCAGUAAAUGCAAUAAACAAUUUGGCAGCCUUAGCGAAGACCCAGGAUGUGUCCUCAAAUCUCCUGUCACAGAAUGUUGUGUCAUCUGCUGCAGAGGAUCCUGAGCUUGACUGGUUCUUUGUGAGCUUUAAUAGCAAGGAAGGUUCACUCCUAUGGAAGGGCUCCGAUAAAGGCUUGAACUUCAUCAACAGUAACGACUCCAUUAGCCACUCCUUCUUCCAGUAUUGUACAGAUAUAGCCGCCAACCAGAUACAAGAAGAUGAUGAUCAACAAGAUGGAGAAGAAGAGGUACAACUGACAACAAGUGUUGCAAGUUCCCUUGAUGAAUCUUGUGAACAUUCAGAAGGAAAUCAAGACUUAAUGUGGAACUGCUGUGUCUGUAAUGCUAAUUAUAAAACUAAGAAACUGCUGCUGUAUCACAUCCAGAAAACCCACAGCCUCAAGGGAGAGGAGGCUCAAAAUGUGGCCAAAAGAAAAUUCACUUCAGACGACACGGAAGUCUUAAGGGCAAAAGUAAUGAAAACGGAGGACAGAGAUUACAAAGAGAGGAUUGAAAAUGAUGAACAAAAGCACUGGAAGUGUUUAGAAUGUGGAAAAAUUUACAUGUACAAAAGCAAUGUCAAAUACCAUUUGAAGAAAGAACACAAUAUCAGCAUGGCUGAGUCCUUGGAAUACAUAGCAGAGGCAACUUUUGAGGAAGUUACAAAAGCAUUAGAAAAGGAGAAAGAGGGUUUAAUGUACAAGUGUAAGAAGUGUGACAGACUGUACAGACUCAAGUCCUCUGUAGUAAGACACCUAAAGACUUACCACCAUGUAGGAAUGAAAAAUGUCCCCAAAUUUAUUGUAAUAAACAAUGUAGUCCCCCAAGAUGAUAUAGAGAGUCAUGAAGCUCCAAAUUUAGACCAGACACCUAUGAUUUCUGAAGUCAGGAAUAAUCUUACAGCAGAAUCAGAGAAAGUGAAAGCAUGGACAUGCAAAAUUUGUCAAGUUUCAUUUCAAGAUCAGAAAUUAAUUGAGGAGCAUAUGUCUCAAGUCCAUGAAAUGAGGGUCAGCAAAUCCAGAGCUUAUAUGGAGAUUCCAAAGUCUGAUGAUGAUGAUGAAGGUGAAGGUGAUGAAAGUGAUGAAUUAGGACCACCAAAUAUAUUCCAAUGCACAAAUACAGAUAAAGACUAUCAAGUGUGGGGUUUCAGCUCUCUCAGAACAAGAGUUAAGCAAUGGGGUUGUCAAAAAUGUGGAGGUCAAUUUUGUCACAAAAGAGAUGCUCUUAGACAUCUUCGUAUUAGGCAUUAUUUGUCAGGAGAAAAGCGUUAUAUAUAUUUGAAGAAACUUGAUACUGUUGACAGUAUGCCUGAGUUGGAGAAGGAACCCUCAGCACCCAAAAAUGUUAAGAAUUGGCAGUGCACAAAGUGUCGCAACAAGUAUGUGUACAAAGGAGAUGCUGCUCGCCAUAUACAGCUUCACCAUGGAAUUGAUCAUAACAGAGAAGACUUCAUCAUGUACACUGGCUCACAAGAUAAACAGGAUAUAGGAAUAGAUAAGAAUGACAAACAGGAAACAGGAAUGGAUAAGAAUGACAUCAUCAUCAUAGAAUCCAAUGAAGAGGACCUGUCCCCUGAGGCAGACGACACUGUAACUGAAGCAAUUGGAGAGAAAUUCAAAUGGGGAUGUCAAAGGUGCAAAAAGGUCUUCCUGAGAAAAAACAAGCUGGUAGAACAUAUGAGGAACUAUCAUAAUUUAACUUUAACAGAGUCAGGGGAGGAAGGAAAAAAUAUUUUAAUUCAGAGUCCACUUGGAGAGGGAAUAAAAUGGAAAAAGGAUGUUGAUGAAGAACCUGAGGUUCAGGUAGAGGUUGAAAGCACCAAGGGGAAACCUCAAAAGGAAUGGUUCUGCAAAUUGUGUCACAAAAGCUAUUUUCGUCAUUCAGAUGGAGCUAGGCAUUGCAGGAAUGCGCAUAAUGUAACUUAUGAUGAGGGAAAGCUUAUGGUUAUACAUGUUUCAGAAAUGUCUGGAGAUGAAAUGAAUAAUUCAGAGGAAAAAGUAAAUAGAGGGGAAGAGGAAAAUAAAAAGGAACAACCCUGGAAAUGUAUAAAAUGCAACAAGCAGUUUCAAAACAAGUCAGAUGUUCAGCGGCAUCUGACAGAUGAUCAUUUCAUCACUGAUCAGGAUCAUGAGUUUUUCAUUGAGAGGAAUAAGAACUAUACCAGAAAAUGGAAGUGCUGUAAAUGUGGACAAAGAUUUUUUCAUCGUUUUGAGGCCUCCAGACAUGUUAACUUGACACAUGAUAUUGAGUGGGGGAAGACAAAAGACUAUGUCCAGUUUCUUGAUGAAGAUGGUUCAAGCUUUGAAGAAGUACAGAAUAAAGAUGGUUCAAAACCAUAUGUAUGUAUGAUUUGUCAGAAACUUUUUGGUGCAAAGAAACCCUUAAUGAGUCAUCUGCAGAAAUUUCACAAAGCUAAGAUUAAUGCUGAUAAUUUCGGAGAGCAUGUGCUAAGUUUUCACAAAAUGCAUGCAAGAAACUGGGAUUGUGUAUCAGAGGAUACUGAAAGUAGAGAACAUACUGUUCCUUUGUCACUUUUAGGUUCCUACUUAAUGGAAGAAAGCAAAGAAGCUGGAGAAGAUGGUUCAAUUGAUGUGAAUGGCAUCAACAUUAAGAUAUUAUGUGAAGAAGGCUCUUUUACAGAGGAUAACUGGGCAAAGAUUAUUGGAACCAGUUAUGAUAGCACCUGUAACAAAUCCACUUCAUACCGACCAAAGAAUGACGUGGAAAACAAGCGGUUUAGUUGCAUGAUUUGUAACCUUAAAUACUACAAAAUGAAGGAAGCUCAGAGACAUCUGUAUUUGAAGCAUAAGAUAUCCUAUAUAGAAGCUGUUAAUUAUAUUAUUGAAAACAAAGAUGUGGUUUUUAAUCAGGAUGCUGAAGGUCUUGGUGAAAGAACCCCCAAACGUCGAAAAAUAGGGGAAGGCAAGAGCGGAGUUUUCUUCUGUACACAGUGUAUGAAGUCUGCCAUCCAUUUUCAGUCCAGUCAGCUUCAUAUUGUGAAAUACCACAAGGAAAAGAAGGAAAAUAUCCACAAAAAGAUUUGCAGAUCCCAAAAUGUUGAAGUGUUGAAACUAGGAAAUGAAGAUAAAAUGAACUUUGUCUGUAUGCUCUGCUUUGUAACAUUUAGGAGCAGAAUUGAUGGUUUUAAACACAUUGCUAAAGAACACUCAGUAGUGCCUGAAGAUGAAAUAUCUGAGUUCUUGUUCACAAAGGAAGACAAGAUGAAAACCUGUAUAGUUAAGUUUGAAAAAUUGAGUGGCCUCAUCAAAAUCUUCAGUGUUACAACAGAAGACAUCUUGAAUGAUGUGAAAUUUUCAGAGGAGAACAAUAAAGAAGAUGGAUCAGAUUCGGAAGAUGACAAAAAAGUCAAGAUUGAAAAAGAUGAUGGAAAAGAAGUUCAUAUGGAAUAUGAGAAUGUUGAAGAUUCUCUAGCAAUCCUUUUAAUGAAUAUGAGCAACCCAGAGAAUUUUCAGAAAUUUGCAUACAAUGAGUUUUAUUACAUAUUCUCAAUACCUGCUAAAUCACAAAAGAAUGUAGCUUUAAGUGAAGUUAACCACAUUCCAUGUCCAAACUGCCCCAGAGAAUUUAUUGAUCACCAUGCUCUCCAUAGACACUUGCUAUCCUGUUGUGUACCAAGACAAAAUGCUUGGGAAUGUCUAAAUUGCAGAAAAAGUUUUAAAUCUGUUGGAGUUUUAGUGAAACAUAUUCAGAAGAUGUAUGGAAUUCAGGGUUCUAAUGUGUUGAAUUUCAUGAGAUCAAGAGAAAUCCUUAUUGCUCCAGAAAAUGGUGUGGAAAUUUCAGUGGAUGGCCGGAAUGACCAAGGCAUUCGUUCUCUUUACCAUUCAAUGUCAAGUCAAGAAAAUAUGGCAGAAGAAGAUGAAGUGGAUGAUGAAUUUGAAGUAAGCCUUGAUGAGGGGGACUCCAGAAAGCUGUGUUUUGUUUGUGGACAUCAGUGCCCAGACAGGAAGAGAUUGUUUAAGCAUUGUGAGGAGGUCCAUUUCAUCACAGGCCACAAUAACCGCUUCACAGAAUGCAUGCAGUGUGUGUCUUACUUCAAAUCAAGAAAAGGAAUCAUGGAUCAUCUUCAAAAGGUUCAUGGGGUAAAGUGUUCAAGUCUUCAUGAGAAAAAUCACAUCUGUGUCAUCUGUGAAGAGAAGUUUAGUGACAAUGUUCAACUUGCUAAACACGUCAAGACGCAUGGGAUCCAGUUUACUUGCAAGCACUGUAGCAAGAAGUUUGAUAGUUAUUCAAAAAUGGCAGCUCAUUUGAAAAUACACUCCGAAAAAUUCACAAAGAAGCCUAUGAACUGCAUCAUUUGUACUUUAUCUGUACCAGAAGAAUCCUAUAUUGGACAUCUGAUCGUUCACUAUGAUAGAAAAUAUGGGCCUUGGAAAUGUCGUGUGUGUGAGAAAGACUUUUAUCUGAGAAAAAAUCUUAAAGAACACCUUAAAGGAGAGCAUAAGAUUUUUAUUUGUGAGAAAUGUGGCAGAACCUUCAAUUGCAUGUACUCAUUCAGAAAACAUGAGUCAGUGCACAAAAACCAAAUCAAGUGCACCUUGUGUAGCAAACAGUUUGCAAAUAAAAUAGAACUUGCUAUCCACAGGAGGGUUCACAUCAAGUAUUGGAUUUGUCACAUCUGUGGAAGGAAUCUUCCCAGUCAAACAUCACUGAAUAGCCACUUAAAAGCCCACAGGGAGAAAAGGAUAGUGACCUCAGCUCAAAAGUCCGAAAAGUUCUGUCAGAUCUGCAACAGAUCUUUCAGCAACCAUGAGAUGUAUCAGAAGCACAAGACCAUUCACAAAGGUGAUAGACUUCACAGUUGUCAAUACUGUGGAAAGAAGUAUUCCUACAUUGGUUCCUUGAAACUUCACUAUCGCAACUGCCAUCCUGAGCACAAGCCCUAUAGAUGUGUAGUCUGUGGAAAAACCUUUUCCACUUUCCACCAGAGAGUUCUCCACAUGAGAGAACAUAAAGAUUACAAAGAUCCCAUUAGACCCUUCAAAUGCUCUUUCUGUUCAGGAAGAUUCAAACAUAAAAUGAGCCUACAGCGUCAUGAAAGACUAAAGCAUUUCAAUGAAUCACUGAAUGGCUUCAGAUGUGACAAAUGUGACAGAGAGUUUGAAAAUGGACAGAACUUGCUAAGACAUGCAAUGUUUUGUGAGCCAACUCAGCAUCCUCUACAAGCAACUGGAGCAGGUUCCAGUGUCAUAGUGGAGAAUGAAAGUGCAGAGCUAGAGGUGGUGGCAGAGGAGACAAUAGCAGGCACCUCCAGUGUACAAUACUCAGUGGAACCUCAGUCUAUGCAGGUCCACACUAUUAACAUUGGGUCUGAGGUGCUGUCUGUAGCCUGCAGUGACCAGGAGGAACUGAUCCUUGAGGUACCAGAAGGGAUGCUUGUGGAAACAGACAUUGGGUACCAAAUCAUCGUGUCAAAGGGAAAUUAAACAUUAAGCUUACAUUACUGUUUGUAUGGAUAUGCAAGUAUAAUCAAAUUAGCACUCAAUAAACUCCCUUCUUAUUUUAAGCUCUAAUGCACAGGUUACGUGAGCUUUUGAUUUUUUCUCACAAAUGUCUUUCCAUCUAGCUGCCUGCUUGCAUUGUUUGAUUCCUCCUCUAGUAUUGCUAGACCAGUUCAAACCAAAUUUUCUACUGUGAAUGGAUUGAUAGAGGGGAUUCACUUGAAAAUAUAAUGAUUCCUAUACUUUAUUUGAAUUAAAACUUGACUUCCAUGAUAAGGAAUGGAUUGGAAAAUUCUUAUAAAAACUUUUUGUCAAAAAAAAAACGGAGUUACAUUUUUCAAGAUUAAUAUUCAAAUAUAUUCAUGCAGCGUUGACUUUGGUUCAAAAUUUGGCCGUAGAGUAAGGACUGGUCCAAAAUUAGAGCCACUGUAAUACUGAAAAUCUAAAAUGAACAAGGGAGGCUUUGUUUAAUUAACCAAUUAAUUAAUCAAUACAUAGCAUUUUUAUGUUGUAUUUUUUCCACUAGUUAGAUAUUGUUUCCGGUGAGCAGAGUGGCCAAAGGA
Saccostrea cuccullata (small rock oyster) is the source of this 6405-nucleotide messenger RNA. RefSeq names its product zinc finger protein Xfin-like. NCBI's taxonomy places the organism in Eukaryota, Metazoa, Mollusca, Bivalvia, Ostreida, Ostreidae. Gene Ontology annotation, cellular component: nucleus. Gene Ontology annotation, molecular function: DNA-binding transcription factor activity, RNA polymerase II-specific. Gene Ontology annotation, biological process: regulation of transcription by RNA polymerase II. The transcript has 5 exons. The record is from RefSeq and is a predicted model, not a curated record. Bases 128 to 5827 code for a protein of 1899 amino acids.